AUGCGAACACUGGGGCUAGCCGAAUUCGGUGCGGUAACACUGAUUGGGCGCGAAUCGGCAUGUCGUACAGCGGCAAGCGGCUUACCGGUAACAUCCGCCGCAACACGCAUGCUGGGAAGAUUUUCAAAGCUUGCCUCGCUGGAUCAUCCAAAUUUAUGCAAAUAUGUUGAAAUGAUUCGAUCAACAACUCUUAAAAAUGCCGUAUACGUAAUAUCGGAGCAUUAUUCGCGAUCGAUUGCCGAUGAACUGAAGCAGCACAGACGGUGGGUGAUUAGUUCUCAAUAA
Gongylonema pulchrum is the source of this 285-nucleotide messenger RNA. Lineage: Eukaryota; Metazoa; Nematoda; Chromadorea; Rhabditida; Gongylonematidae. The record is from the annotation of a GenBank genome assembly.